Molecule: messenger RNA, 1319 nt
Organism: Diuraphis noxia (Russian wheat aphid)
Lineage: Eukaryota; Metazoa; Arthropoda; Insecta; Hemiptera; Aphididae
Product: putative phosphatidate phosphatase
Biological process (GO): phospholipid dephosphorylation; signal transduction; phospholipid metabolic process
Cellular component (GO): plasma membrane
Molecular function (GO): phosphatidate phosphatase activity
Source: RefSeq, a predicted model, not a curated record
CGUAUAAGCAGUUAGUCUCGGACCUGUGACGUGUUUGAAAACUGUGCCGGCAUUAUAAUAGUAUAUAUAUUAUAAUAUAGUCUUGUACCUCUAUACCGACCUGGACAACGAUGGGUUAUUAAUUCUUAGUCAUUCGUGUUUUCUCUAGCCCUUUGUCGUUUACCGCCGCUGGUUUUCAAUUAAUUACUAAAAAACUAAAAACAACAGUAUAACGAGUGCAUUUUAAACUAAACUAUAUAUAUUAUAUGUAUAGUGAUGGCAUAAUACAUGUUUAGUUGUYUUCUCUUCGUGUUUUUACUUUGUUCRCCUCUUCUUUCUCUUUUGGUUUUUCUCGUGUAGUACAUAAAUUAUCUUCCUCAUACCUACCACAUKAUGGAACGCAAUCAAUUCGUGUUGCUGUGCAAAGAACUCUUUCAACGUUUGAUUUCCGUAAAAAUCAAAACGUAUGCAUUUUUGAUUGCAAUGGGUUUGGUAGAAUUCGGUAGUAUUCCACACUUGCAAAGUAUUGGAUUUUUUUGCGGGGAUCCCAAAAUAAGCUAUAAAUUCAAAGGUGACACGGUGGAGUCCCACGUUCUUGUACUGGUUACGCUCAUAAUUCCAUACUUGAUCGCGUUGACGACCGAAUACUUCACGAAACAAAAAAACAAAUUUGAUUCCGAACGGUAUGAAUGGCUUAAAGAAUCGUUGCGGUGGUAUCGGCAGUAUAUCUUAGGACUGAUAUUCGUGUUUUUUAUAACAGACGUUGGUAAACUUCUGAUUGGUGAGCCAAGGCCACAUUUUUUAGAUACUUGCCUUCCUAAAGAAGCCAAAAACUGCACUAAUAGAUACAUUGAUCGUUAUACGUGUAUGAACGAAAAUGAAAGCACAUAUAUCAUAAGAGAUGCUAGCAAAUCAUUUCCAUCGGGCCAUGCUUCCAUUUCAGUUUACGGAUCAAUAUCUAUGGCCUGGUAUUUGCAUAACAAAUGCAAAUCGCGUUCGUUGCUGUUAAUGCCAGUCUUACAAGCGAUGUGCAUGCUCUGGGCAAUGUUCUGUUCUCUGACUAGGAUCACAGAUCACAGACAUCAUUGGUGGGAUGUAUUGGCCGGUUCGAUAAUUGGAAUCGUGAUCUMCACUUACAUUAACGGAUUGUUUGAUAGACGAAAGAACGAUAACAAAUCGCAUUCGACCACUGAAACCUGGUCCAACGAAACGACAGAUAACGGGUAUUUCACUGCAGGAAGACUCUUAAACGUCGUCGCCGAUGGUAAAAAUCCAUCUCUAAAUUUGUAAUUUUCACCAAAAUGCGACCAUACAAAUAAAAUACUCACUUUAUAUUUUUA